This is a messenger RNA of Daphnia magna, 2386 nucleotides long. RefSeq names its product glutamate receptor ionotropic, delta-1. The coding region runs from base 919 to 2259 and encodes 446 amino acids. The transcript is spliced from 10 exons. The record is from RefSeq and is a predicted model, not a curated record. NCBI's taxonomy places the organism in Eukaryota, Metazoa, Arthropoda, Branchiopoda, Diplostraca, Daphniidae. Gene Ontology annotation, molecular function: ligand-gated monoatomic ion channel activity. Gene Ontology annotation, cellular component: membrane.
CUGGGAGAUCCAAAGUAAGGGUGACAACCAACAGAAUGAAAUACACGUGCAGAGGAAAAAUUCGCACCCUUCCCCUCUUGGAAGAUUUGAGAAAAAAGAAAAUCCCAUUUGAGAGGAAGGGCUAGAACGACCCACCAUUAGCAGAAGUGGCAGCCAAAAGCUUUGCUCACUUGUUCAGUAGUGUGCACUGUGGUGUGUAGGAAUGACAAGCAAAUUCAAGGGUGCGUUACAGGAACUGUCUUUUACCUAAAACAAUGUGUUGAUUGAUUGAACAAGUCAAAAUGUGUUACGAAAUUUGGGAUCGAUGGACGCAUCAUUUUUUUAGCCUACCUGCCAUUUCCAUCGACAUAUACUUGAAGUGAAUUGAAUCUUUAGACAACGUUCUUGCAGACCAAUCAGGUCGUGGCUCAGACAGUGCGUCUUAAAACUAUGCGAUUUUUGUUAGUCUCUACAUUCGGUGAAUAAAGAAUACAUCUAAUCAUUAUUUCAAAUUGAAGUUCUGACUAGGUCUCACGUUGAUAACACAAGGUUUCCUUGGUAACUUUUCCUAACAUUCCUAGCAUUCAUCGUUAUGCAUCCGCUCUACAUUAUUGGCAGUUGUGCGACAUUAUUUGAAUAGCAUUGUAUUUCCUGACAGAUGUCAACUGUGACCUGUACAUGUCCCAUACAUCAUCUGCUAAAAAGAAUGACCAGUUCCAAUGUCGUGUUGUUGCAUAGCUGCAGCUCUUGGACAGUUGACGUACGCCAACUCCGAGCGAUCAAACUGAGUGAAGACAUUAUCUGUUACUUGGUUGGCCACUGGACGUCAUUCAAUUGAACAUUUAAACAAAAAGCACUUGAAAUAUGCUAGCCAAUCUUGGCGUCGUUUGGGCAGAGGCUACUAUACUCUAACUAAAACUAUAAAAGCCAGGGGCCGGGAUGUGCGAGUUACCCAGCCACAACUACGGAUUUAAUGGCGCUCGUUUAACGUUUGUCGUCUUUCACAACCCUCCUUUCUCGACGCUGAUUUUUCGUCCCGAUGGAAACUACUCGUUCACAGGAACCGGCCCAUUAUGGCAAACGUGGAUGGCCAAGAAACUCAAUUUUUCCAUUAAUUACAUGAUGCUCAAUCAAAGCACCAUCCAUCAAAGCGGAAUGUCAGAUUUCGAUUUGGCUUUUCAGCUGGUGUCUAACAAAGAGGUGGACGUCUAUUCCAACGGCGUUGUAGCCACUCCGGAACGGAAACAGAAAGUGGAUUUAACUUAUUUUAUUUGGACGGAACCGUACUCGAUGGUCGUACCUCAACCAGAAGAGCAAUCGCGAAUCUUUGCAUUCAUUUAUCCUUAUCAACCAAUGGUAUGGCUACUGAUUUUCAUCACGAUGAUUGCGGUGGUGCUCUUGAUGAGUUCACUUUCAGUCAUACACUUAAACGUUACUGACAAUGGUACACCUGCUAUACCACGACAUCGAAAAACUGCGUUUGAUUACGCAAUUGACUACACGAUGCACAUGUUGAGUUUGAUAACCAAUCAAGGAGCUUAUAUUGCUGGCGCACGUUUCAUGUCCUUACGGGUUCUUCUGGGAGUGUGGGUGUUGAUGGCCACUGUUUUGGUCAACGUUUACUCCGGUACGGUCAUCUCGUACCUGACGGUGCCCCGAACAAAACCGCCCAUCAACACAUUCGAAGAUUUGGCUGCCAAUCGAGACGUUGGCAUCAUUCUGCGUACUGAAGCAAUCAUCACGCAAUACAUCUUGGAAGCCAAAACAGGGGCGCUGAAGACAAUAGGCGAUCAAGCCCGUCGUCAUGCGGAUCGUUUCUGGACGGACCAGGAGAAACUUAGUCGUCGUUUAGCAACUGGACGUUAUGCUUAUCCUUGGAUUCAAACAUUUUGCCAAUUCUUCAUCGUCAACCAAUUCAAAAAGGAUGGCGCUUGUCGUUUUCGAAUGACCGAUCCUUUACCCUUUCAGUCUGCCUUUUUCUCGUUGGCUCUCCAGAAGGACAGCAAGUUUACGCCAGCAUUUAACAAAGCUUUGAUGGAACUCUGGGAAAGCGGACUAUUUCCUUACUGGGUGCGUAACGUUUCACCGCAGGCUCCGGAAUGUUUCGCUAAAACUAAACCACGGACGAUAUCGGCCAGAAAAAUGCCCAUUCGUUUAGCGGAUUUAAUCGGAGCUUUUUUUAUUUUCGGUAUCGGUUUCGGAUUGGCAAUCUUUGCCAUUUUCAUCGAGCAAAUUGUUUCACGCGCAAGCCGGCGGAUGGCAACGGCUAGCAAAUGCUGACCGGUCUCGUUUCAAACUUAGCUUAGACUGUUAUAACCGCCUUUCUCAUCGAACUGUGUCCGUUAGUUAAUACAUGAUUACCCAAUGUAUUGAGCAAAUGAAAAGAUUAAAUGUGUCAAUCGAUGAA